UUACAGACUCUAAACUUUUGAGUGGAUGGUGUGUGGUUUGUAUUCAUUUAGAAUAUUGAUCAAAAUAUUGAUAUUUGCUCUGAAAUGGUUUACAAGGAACUAGCAUUUUUAGCAUUGCUAUUUUUGCUGCUGAGGUUUAAAUCAGAGGCACUUCUAAAAUAUCUCAUUUGUUUCACUCUCAUAGUCAUAAGUCGCAGUAGAAAGCGGUUAUUUGCCCAUUAGGAUGCUUAAUGGGCCAAUAAAAUCAUUCUGAUGUUCUCCGUAUUCUUUAAUUUUAUAUUGCCAGUACUGCUUCACACAGAGAAAGUUUCCCUAAGUGGUGACAACAGAAACCAGAACGGGAGCUCUCUUUUUGGCCUUUGCUGUAGCAACUCACACUCCAUUGGCUGCUUUCUUAGAACUCGCAGUUCUGAGAACCCAGAAGUAGUAGCCAUAACCAGAGGUUGUCAUCCCAGCCAAGUCAAGUGUGUGACAGAUUAGGAAUGUUGCCAGUGCUCACCAGUACCGCCCAUUUUUUUUUUUUGCUUGGCAAGACACUCAAAAGAUCAGUUUUGUUCUUUCUUGGUUGUCGUCAUCCUGUAAUCAUACUGUUUGUGUUUAAUACAUAGAGCAGACCGGGAGUGGCUGAAGUUUAUUUGCAGUGAUAGAGAUUUUCCAGAUCAGAUAAAGUCAUAGGGCUUCCAGCAAGCUUGAGGAAGUAGAUUAGUUCCAUCUUGCAGUAGAGAAACGAGGGGAGGGGUGAGCUUGUGCAAAGUGUGCACAACAAAUUACACGGAAAUCACUUUGUGGAAACUACAGAGAAACGUAGAGUCAAGCUUUCUCCGAUGAAAGUGACCAGCGUAUGUGUUUUGACCCAGUCAAGUGUUCAUGUUGGGAACCAUGAGAAAACACACUCACUCUUAGUGCAAAGGGCUCUGCUGCAUACAUGCACAAACCUACACACAAACAAACAAAAACACGUCUGUUCACCCAUUCUGGUGCUCAUGCCAUGGUGUUUGAACCUUAUCUUUUUCCUUUUCUCUCUAUCUUUUGGACAGAGCCUUGGUUCUGAGUGUGAAUUUGCUGAAAUGUCUCCCCAAUGCUUUGAGUUUCCAUUGUAUUGACUCUGUUUUUUUUACUCUUCUUUCUUUUUUACUCUUGUUUUUUUAGGUAAGGUUUGUAGGACCUCCCCCAAUGUAUGUUUGUGUGUAUGUUUGAAUAAGUGUGUGUGUGGAUGUUUUUCUUGAAAUAAUACGUAAUAACUCUCCCCCUUUUACAGUGUAGCCUAACGGCUUCUCUUAGUUCUUCUCACUACGCUUACAAUCACUAAACACUCUGCUUAAAAUACCAGCGCUACGAUUUGAAUCUCAUACCAAAAUGGAAUCAGUAAAGUAUUUUGUAGAAAUUAAUAGUGUAUCUUGAUUGUGUUCAGAAUUCACCCAUGUUAGAAUAGUUCUUGUAAAUAUUAGUUUAAUGUAUGUUUGGCUGCGAUUGGGGUGUUUUGAUUGGCUGAGAACAUGAGAUGGGGCCCUCUGAUUGGCUGUGAAUAUGAUUCUGCCUCUUUCCCAUAAUUCCCCUGAAUGGCUUGCCAGAAUGAGCCUCAAUCUCCUGCCCAUUCUCUCCCUCCUUCCGCCUUCAAUCGGUCUAUCUGCCUGCGUCCACUUUUGUGAAGUGAAUGUACACCUGUGGUACAUGUGGGAGUGGAAAUUGUAUGUGCUGAGUGUGUGUGUGUGUGUGUGUAUAUGUGUGUCACCAAAACAAGGGGUGGGGGCUCAGGUGUUUUAGCUUGCAGGGAGAAGUCUUCACACCAUCCCACCUGCAUCCCACUUCUCCUCUUAUAAAUGUAUUUACUUGUGAAAGCCUCACCUGACCUGACCCAUCUCCUUCCCCCUCUCUUGCAGAGCAUGCUGGCUGUAGAGACCCAGUCUUGUGAAACUGAGUUUUAAGCAAUGCAGCAUACCACAAAACAGAUUAUAAUCGAUUCUAGAUAAAUGGCGAGAUGAAAACGCCUGUGAAACCGAUCUAGUCCUCUAAAGAACGAUGCGCUGCUAAAAGCUCACUCACAGCCUAUGCUUCUCAUAGCUCUUACAGCUGCGUGAUGAAGUAUGCAUACGACGUCCUCUCUGUCUCAACACAUUCAUGCAGAGACUUAGACCCGCAUGGGGGAUUGGAGGAAGUGGGGAGUGGGAGGAGGGUGCUCAUUUUUGAGUGAUGGUUGAUACAUUUCUGUUGAAGGACAAUCAACAAAGAGAGGGAAAAUGAGAGAACGGACAGCUUUAGAACCGGUUUCCAGGUUUUCCUCUGAAAAACUUUGUUUUAGAGGGAAGUCUGUAAUUAGUAACUGUGUCCUCCUUACUUUGUUGUGGAGGAACCCGGAAGCCUGAAAUUAUAGUACCAGAAAUCAGCAGUAAAGAGGAGGAGAGAAUGAGUGUCCGGGAUGGUGAGAGGGUAUCCCUGUAAUCACCCAGGCCCAUUGGUAGGGGGUACACCAAAGCCCCUGCCCCCAAACCCGACCCCUAACCCUUUACCCCUUACCCCUUACCCCUGAACGCUCUCUUUGUGCCUCAAUCUUCCUGCUUAACCAAUUGGUGUUUCUUUUUUGCAGCAUUAUGAUCCUGGCCAUGUUGUGCUGAUGGUAAACUUAGUGGACGAACUGACCCUGUGCCCAUCAUCCUCAAAUAUGACGUCAUGGGAAUGGGUCGCAUGGAAAUGGAGCUGGACUAUGCAGAAGAUGCCACAGAGAAGCGCCGAGUGUUGGAAGUGGAAAAAGAAGAGACAGAGGAACUGCGUCAAAAAUAUAAGGAUUAUGCGGAGAAGGAAAAAGCCAUAGCUAAAGCUUUAGAAGACCUGAGGGCCAAUUUCUACUGUGAACUGUGUGAUAAGCAAUACCAGAAACAUCAGGAGUUUGACAAUCACAUCAACUCCUACGAUCAUGCACACAAGCAGAGACUGAAGGAGCUGAAGCAGAGAGAGUUUGCUCGGAAUGUGUCUUCUCGCUCCAAGAAGGAUGGCAGGAAACAGGAGAAGAUGUUGCGACGGCUUCAUGAACUGGCCGAACAGAGGAAACAGCAAGACUAUGUCCCUGGUAGUGGUCCCAUGUUUAAAACUACCACAGUGGCAGUAGAUGGAGAAAAGGGGGAAGACUCCAUGGAUGGUGUGCCUAUGAUAUUGGAUACCAACACAGAGACUAUUGAAGAUAAGGGAAUCUGUGGUGUAAGUGGUCAAGGCUCCCCUAGAACAGGCCCUGCCAUCAGCUUUGGUUUUAACAAAACUAGCUCUUCGCCAACACCUUCUGGAGGCUCCCAGGCUCCCAAAGUGAGUGUCUCCUUCUCUUUUGCUAAGAAAGCCCCAGUCAAACUUGAGACAGCUGCAGCUGUGUUUGCAGACCAUGGUGAAGAGACGGUGGAAGGAGAAGAAGGUCAGGAAGAGGGAGGAGAAAAGACUGGAGGAGAGGACAUAAGUGUGGCAUCCACCACUGAUAUCCCUCAAGAAGCAGCAGGAGGAGGAGAAGGUGGAAGUAGUGGGAGUGGUGGAAGUGGUGGUGAGGGUGAGGAAGAGCAGUCACAACCAGAUGAUGGAGCUGCCCUGGCCUCGACUUUGAACAAACUGAAGAUGAUGAUGAGAAAGGAGGAAGGUUACUCUGGACAGGAGCCACAAUAUUACCAUUAUGUACCACCUGCACAUUGUCGGGUCAAGCCGCAUUUCCAGUUUCUGCUUUUCAUGAAGGCUUCAGACCAGUGUGAUAGCAAGGAGGAGGAUGUGGAUGGAGCUAAAGAUGAGAAGGCACCAGCAGGUAACGACGGAGAGCAAAAACAUAUCAAAGUCAGUAGCUGCACAUCUGAAAAAGAUGUGGAGAAGGAACCUGCACUGACACAAAACACAAAUCCUUCUCCUACAUCAGCUAAAUUGAAGACUGAGGAAGAAUCAGGUAGAACACCUGCAGGGCUAGCUGAUACAGCAGUGGUAGAUAGCUCAUCCCAACAAGCUGAUCCCAAGCAAGGAAUGUCCAAGCUUACAAACACAGGUCCCCGCAUGCCAACUGGGCCUUUCUUUCCUGUGCUAAGUAAGGAUGAAAGCACCACCUUGCAGUGGCCUUCUGAAUUGCUGGAGUUUACUAAGGCUCAGCCAUCCCUCUCUUACAGUUGUAAUCCUCUUUACUUUGACUUCAAACUGUCAAGAAACAAAGGAAACUGGGCAGGCAAAAACAGCAAACCUGCCAAGCCAGUUAGCACUGAUGGACAAGAGGGGUCUAAGCAUGAAAAUACAGACAGUGCUCCUGCCACUAGUGGAGAGACUUGCACUGCUACAACAAUUGCAGGACCCAGUACAGUUCAAAAAGAACAACCAUCCUUGAAAGAGGAGGGUGCCCAGAGUGAGAACAAUGAGCAGAAACUACAAAGUAAUGAAGAUGUGUCUACAGGGUCUAAGAAAAAGAAAAAGAAGAAGAAACACAAGAAGUCAAGCAAGCGAUCCAAACAUAAAGAAAAAGCAGCAGUAGAGGGGGAGUUAGAAAAAGAGAUUCCAGGAGAGAAAACUAAAAAGAAGAAGAAACACAAAAGAAAGAAAAGCAAAAAUAAACCACAUAGCACUGAUGACAUCGAAGCAGAGGGACGCGACAGUAAGGAAAAAGAGAAAGACAAGGAUGACAAAGAUGGAGUAGCCACCUCUCAGUCAUCAGGAAUAAGCACAUCCCAUGAAGGAGGAAAGAGAAAACGUUCCCACAAAAUGUCUCAGCAGUCUGGAGUUGAGGAAAGCAGUGCAGGAAAGCCUAGCUCUACAGAGGAACACAAUGGUGCUAAACGUCUUAAACCUGACACCAACACACCUGCCGCCUCCUGCUCUGCCUCAGCCCAAAAAAGCAUAAGUGGAGGUCGACCUCCAAGUAGUGACAGUGAAGAGGAUGGUGGAUCAUCCUCUCAACGUUCUAGACCAGCUCGCCGUCGCUCCACGCCACCACGUGAGCAGCGAAGACACCGGAGUGACGAUUCUGGACGAUCAGGACGUUCACGUAGUAGGUCGUCUCAUCGAGGAGACCACAACCAUAGACGUCACAGAGGUCAAAAGUCACGCAGUCGAUCCUACUCUAGUAGCUCUGAACGUUCCUCAGCAGGGAGCAGUGCUUACAGUCGCCAUAGCCAUAGCUACUCAGACAGUUAUAGUGACUACAGUGAUGAAGACCGUCGCCGCAGAUCAAGAAGACCUUCAUCAGACUCAGACUAUGAAAGGCGUGAUAGUGGGCGAUCUCACAGGCGACGUUACACCUCAUCUUCUUCAGAGGAGGACUCCCGUUCACGUUCACGCUCACACAGCCGCAGGAAGCAUGAUCGGCGGAGACACCAACGGAGCAGUAGUCGCAGCUCCAGUCGUAGUAGUAGGAGUAGCAGCGCUCGUUCUUACAGACGCAGCAACUACAGUCGCAGUCGUAGCUCUGCUAGUCGUUCAUCUAGCUCCACCAAGGGCUCUCCACAUCGGCAUGGUCACAGCCGCCGAUCUGACAGCUCGACGCGGCGGCGGAAUUUCAACCGGUCACGAAUCUACCAUUCCCAGUCUCCAAGGUCCUCUUCCCGCACACAAACCCGAAACAGCAACUCUUCAUCGGCACAAGGAACAAGAGGUAGUGGUGGAGCUUCCUCAAAGGAGGGAGGAGGGGCUGCAGAACAUCGAAAUUCAUUCACAGCUCGACUACUCUUGGAGAAAAUCCAAUCUAAAAAAGGAGGGGAUGAAUCUGGUACUGGCACCAAGACAGGCCUCAAGAUCAAGGACCCUCCACGGGGAUACUUUGGGCCCAAACUCCCCCCUGCCCUUGGAAACAAAAGUAUGUUGCCCCUUUUUGGCAAGCUCCAAGCAGGAAAGAAGCAACCAUUACUUACUCUUACACGUACAACUGAGAGCGAAAAGUCGGAGCAGGAGAAAAAUUCGGAUAGUAAUGAAGUUAUCCUGGUAGAACACAUUCGUGAGUUUCCCCCACCACCUCCUCCACCUCAGCCACCAAUUCAACAACAACAAAAGCAGCAGUUGGAGGAGGAGGAGGCUGUAUCAAAUGCUGCAUUGUCUGAAGAGACCAGACAUCCACCCUCAGACCCUCAAGCCCUUCAUGAGUCUCAGCCACAAUAUGAGCAGGAUCCAGCAAUGAUGAUGUCACAAUACCAAGGUGAACCGAGACAAGACCCCAAUAAUCCCAUGUUGGACGGACAUUUAAUGGGGCCUGAAAUGGGUCCGCAGCCUAGUAUGCACACCUACCCUGGUUACCCUCCCAACAUGGAGGAUGGGGAAAUGGGCAUGGAAGCUGAAGAGGAUGGUCUUGCACCUUUAGAAAGUCAACCAAUCACCUUUACCCCAGAGGAAAUGGAGAAAUACAGCAAGUUGCAGCAAGCAGCUCAACAGCACAUUCAACAGCAACUGUUAGCCAAGCAGGUGAAGACCUUCCCCUCAGCUGCAGCUGCUGCAGCAGCAGCUAACUUGGCAGCAGUGGCCAACCUUGCCCCUGCACCACCACCACCACAAGCUGCACUGCAGCCUAUCCACAUUCAGCAACCCACAGUUUCUGCAGCUUCUGCUACCUCUAUUACCACAGUGCAGCACGCCAUCCUGCAACACCACGCUGCUGCCAUGGGACUCCAUCACCAUAACCCACAUCAUCCCCACCCUGCCCAUGCCCAGCUAGCCCAGGUGCACCACAUACCUCAACAUCAUCUAACCCCUAUCUCAUUGUCGCCAUUAGGCCAUUCUUUGGGUCAUUCACUGGGUCACGCUUUAGGACACACUGGCUUGAUUCCCGCCCACCACACUGCCUUCCUUUCAGGCCAACCCAUACAUAUUAUACCAGCCUCGGCGCUCCAUCACACUCCUCUUGCUCUACACCACUUCCCACAUGCUGCCCUCUACCCAACUCUCUUUGCCCCUCGGCCAGGCAGUGCUGCGGCAGCGGCUGCCCUACAGCUACACCCACUUCUUCACCCUAUCUUCUCAGGGCAGGACCUUCAGCACCCUCCAAACCAUGGAUCCUGAAAAUCCAUCUUCUCUCAAAGAGAGGGCCAGGCCCAGCAGUGUGAAUAGCUAAAAGGUUUUAUCUACUGGGUGACACGAUCUGGCGACCCACUGUUCUCUACGUGCUCUGCUACCUUAGGGUGACCUCAACAGGGCUGUUUAGGAGUACAUUUAAAUUGAGGACAGAAUAAGAUCUUCUUGGCUGCCUUUUGAGAUUGUAAUGAAAUUGUAUGGCCUGAACCAGGAGCUAGGUUGGCAGGUCGACAUGUGUAACAUCGUAUAUAUAUUCACACAAGGAGUAUGAGUCGCAAGAGUUGGUUUAUAGUCCAAGACAUCCACUUUAAAACUAUUAA
Messenger RNA from Cyprinus carpio (common carp), 7319 nucleotides. Its product is annotated as G patch domain-containing protein 8-like. Bases 2668 to 6987 code for a protein of 1439 amino acids. The record is from RefSeq and is a predicted model, not a curated record. The transcript has 6 exons. Gene Ontology annotation, cellular component: nucleus. NCBI's taxonomy places the organism in Eukaryota, Metazoa, Chordata, Actinopteri, Cypriniformes, Cyprinidae. Gene Ontology annotation, molecular function: nucleic acid binding.